AUGCACACGAUCUCGGGUAGUGAACUCUGGACUGUCACAAAAACGGAUUUGAAAUUGCAAGAUCGCGACGUUGAUGUUGUGGUUGCGAUUGAGGGGUCCGAGACCAGGGGGAUAGAAGGACGAAAGGUACCAUCCCUUCGUGCUCUGAAAGUCAGACGGGGUUUAGAGCCUCGCGAUGAAGACGACGACAACACGUUCAUCCGUCUCAAAGGAACCGACACCUGGUUUCCUUAUUCGGUAAAAGAUAACAAAGUGAAGUUCAAUGGAAAGCUUGUCGAUAUCCAGGAUGCGUUUAAUGUCGGAGAUGUCAAGUUUGGGGAUGUGGAGUUUGAUCAUUUGUUUGAUGUUAGGAUCGGGGAUGUUUAG
This is a messenger RNA of Glarea lozoyensis ATCC 20868, 366 nucleotides long. RefSeq lists its product as uncharacterized. The transcript has 2 exons. The record is from RefSeq and is a predicted model, not a curated record. NCBI's taxonomy places the organism in Eukaryota, Fungi, Ascomycota, Leotiomycetes, Helotiales, Helotiaceae. The coding region runs from base 1 to 366 and encodes 121 amino acids.